This is a messenger RNA of Zea mays, 2814 nucleotides long. Its product is annotated as ubiquitin carboxyl-terminal hydrolase 21. Gene Ontology annotation, biological process: protein deubiquitination. Lineage: Eukaryota; Viridiplantae; Streptophyta; Magnoliopsida; Poales; Poaceae. The record is from RefSeq and is a predicted model, not a curated record. Gene Ontology annotation, cellular component: nucleus; cytosol. The coding region runs from base 502 to 2538 and encodes 678 amino acids. The transcript is spliced from 14 exons. Gene Ontology annotation, molecular function: cysteine-type deubiquitinase activity.
GCCGCAGCGUCAUCAGUUAACCAAGACGCGCAGCUCCCGCCUCCGUUUCAAACCCGAAAUUUUCCGCCGUCCCCCAAAUUCUUUCCCUCGCCUUGCAUCCGCUCAACCAACAAAAUCGCCUUCCGUUUUGGUUGUCUCGCCAAUCCCCCAACCAAAACAAACCUUCCUCUUCCCUGAAAUCCCAUGACUCCGCGCCCGCACCAACCGGCCGGCCACCUACUCCGUGGGCGCGAAACCCUAACUGGCGCCCGCAUCCCUCUCUAUUCCAUGGCGGAGCAGGAUGGCGACGCGGGGCAGAUGCCACCCGACUCCGUUCCGGUAAGAUUCGUUACCUUUUGAUUGGGUUGGUUUGGACUCUUCAAUUUCCAGGUCCCGCUGGAGGCGGAAGCUUGCGAGGUAGGAGUACGCUUGGGCUUGGAGGCCUGGAGCCUCAGGGUUUACCAAUUAAGGGUGGUUGGUGUAGGGGAUCAAAAUACUAAUCAGCAUCAACCAUUUUUUUCGAUGUGCCAACCACUUCGCACUGUUAGCUACUCGAAUUCGUGGGAUGGGACUUGUGUUGCUGCUGCCAAUGAAAAUGACCACACUGGCAUAUCUGGUACAUUGGACAGGGAAGACGAUUCAUGUUCACGACAUUCAAUCAAUAAGGAAGUCAGUUUGGUGCAAGGUGUUAUGAAAAUGGAACAAUCAAUGGAUGGAGUUGAUGUGCCGCAUGGAGGAGCAAGUGAGCAGCCAGAGCCCCUUGGCACACAGCAGCCUGAUUCAUUUGAUGAAGUAGACUUAUGGGAUGUCCAAGAUAAUAAGCAAGCGUUGCCCCUUAACAGCAACCAAUGCAAUUUUAAUAUUGGUGAAACUUGUGAUGCUGAAGAUAUGCAUUUUCCUUUGUCUGCUUCUUAUAGAAGGCAACCCAAAUGUGUGGGAGCUGGUCUUAGCAAUAUGGGGAACACAUGCUUCCUGAAUGCAACUCUUCAGUGUAUCACUCACACUGUACCACUUUUUCUCAAGCUUUGCUCAAAUGAUCAUUUCACUCCAUGCUCAUAUAAUGAGGAUGGGUUCUGUUCUUUCUGUGCCCUUAAAGAACAUGUUGACGAAUCAAUUCGAAGGUCCGGAUCUGUUAUAGCGCCAACAAAGUUCAGAGAUAGUUUAAGAAAGUUAUCUUUGGAUUUUACACCAGGACAGCAAGAAGAUGCACAUGAAUUCCUACGUUGCUUGCUCGAUAACUUGCAUGAGUGUACUCUUGAUCCCAAGUCAAAGAGCAAGGGCUCAUCCUUUGAAGAAGAAAGUAUAGUCAAGGAGAUUUUUGGAGGCCAACUGAAAAGCCAUUUAUCUUGUUGCGAGUGCGGUCACAGCUCAGAGACAUUUGAGCCCUUCCUGGAUCUAAGUUUGGAGAUUGAUCAGGUUGAUCACCUGGUAGAUGCUUUGCAAUCUUUUACCAAGGUAGAGCAGGUUGGGGACUCUGAAAACAAGCUCACCUGUGAAAGUUGCAAUGCUCGAGUUUGUAAGAAUAAGCAGCUUACACUUUAUAGAGCACCAGAUGUUAUUGCAUUUCAUCUCAAGCGUUUUACAACCCUUGACAAUUCUGUUAAGAAGAUUGACAAAUAUGUGGCAUACCCUCUUGAGGUUGAUUUGAAGCCAUUUCACAGCAACCCAGAGACUGUGGGGGAACUGAAAUAUGAUCUUUAUGGUGUUGUUGAGCAUUCUGGAUUACCCAACUAUGGCCAUUAUGUCUGCACCAUUCGUUCUUCACCAAGUACAUGGUACUUGAUGAAUGACUCCAACGUUGAUUCUAUUACUGAUUCAAGUGCAUUAAACCAGGAAGCAUAUAUUCUGUUCUAUGUUAGGCAGGGCAAAUUUCCAUGGUUCUCGAGUUUGUUAGAAGGCAAGGUUGUCCUACAAGCUGAGAAUACCUGUGGAACAUCUCCUGUGUCAGUUUUGGAAAAUAUAGAUGUAAACUGUUCAACUUCUUCAGGAGGAGGCAGUAGCAGUAGUUCUGGUGAUAAGUUAGAGAAAAAUGAAGCCAGCCAAUUAGAAGAGACAAAGAAAGAUGAAACGAGUCAGUACAAAACGUCAUUCCUUCCCGACGAGCCAUCUAAGAGUUCUUUUGGUGCUUCUAACAGCAAUAAUGCAAUGGAUGAAGAUAAUCCACCCAGGGUUUCUUUCCAAAAUUCUGUGGCUAGUUGUUCCCGCAGUGUAGAAACCACCAAUCUCGAGAAGCCUUCUACUCCACGGUGCUCCCAGCGACUGGCCUCUCAUGAUGAGUUUAGUGUGUUUGAGUUUGAGGACUUUGAUGAGGAAAAGGAGACUUUACUUCCAAAAUUGAAAUUUCCAUCGAAGGUGAAGAAAGCUAACUCUGCAUCUAGAGCUAUGAAGGGUCGUUGCAUUGAUCAGAAUGCAGUCCGUUUGAUGAGGAGCAUGACAUCCACACGAAGAAAAGGUUUAAUAGACUGCAUAGCACAGCAAACUGCAAAGCAUGAGUCUAAUAGAUGCCCUGCAAGUGAUCCUCUGGACAAAAAGAAAAGGAAGCUGGUUCUUCAGUACUAGGUAUUACUAAGUUUGGGUGCCGAAAUCUUGUAUUGCUGUAUAUCCUUUCCUUUUUUGCUACUCUUUCUCUGUAUAUCUUGGUUCAGCAACUCUGCUGUUGUCAACUUCCCCCCUAAUCUAAUUUUGUAGUCAUAGGCUUUAGGGUGGCUAGAUUGGUUUCAGCCUUGCGGGGUAUAUGUGAACUUAAGAAUUAGUUACUCUCUUUUAAUAUUUCUGCCUCCUGAUGUUUUAUCACAUGCCAAUGUGGCUAUGCUAUGGUAUUGACACCUGUAACAA